GAGAAACGAUGGCGACGAUCUGGAUUGAUGCAUCUCACAGGACUUUUCCAUGACAUUUGGGGAUACUUAAUAGGGGGAUAUGAUAAAUCCCAGAGCUUUACGGCCCUCAUAUUCCAACAUCGUCUCUAUCAGUUGCUUUUUUGGAGCUCUUUUAGCUAGACAUAAUGGAGAACUUGCGACAAGAGUCAUUUAAGAAGCUUCGCGCUCCAUGUGUCGAGCUCAGCUCCGUUGGUCUAGCGUUUCGUGGUAAUCAAUCAACUUCUACCGAUGUCGUCCGAGCCCUCGAGCCUGUAUACAACAUUCUCAGCGAACUAGGCGAUAAGGAAGCGUUGGACUCAAAGCUCGCCGAAUACGCAUUCUUUCCUCUAUCACAUAUUUUCAACGAAACCCAGAGAGUCUCUGCACGUUGUCUGGAGCUGGCCGUGAACUGCUUGAGGGUUCUUGUUGGAAAAGGAUGGCGGAAAAACCUGUCUCCACAGAUGGGCAAGCAACUUAUAAUUCUUCUGACGUUGAUUGUCGGUGGUGCACCCAGUAAGAUCAAUGGCAAUAAACCUGCAAAGCCUGAAUCAGAGGAGCUGGCUAUUGCAGGCUUCAAUUGUCUCUCGACUAUCUUUAGCGCCCUGGAAGGGCCUGUGGCGGAACAAACAAUAUUUCACGAAAUUGGCACAGCAACGGUUGUUGAUCAAACCGUUUAUAUAUUGCUGGAAGGAAUCGCUGAUGAAAGAUCCGAUGAUCUAUGUUUGGCUGCUGCAAAGGCUCUCCAAGCCCUAUAUCUUCGCGUUACUGACCGGGUAGUGCUGGCCAGUAUCAUGCCGCGAACUGUGUCUGCUUUGGCACGGGUACUGAAACCAACGACCCAGAUACGCCGUUCCUAUCGCUUGUUUGAUAUAUGUCUCCAAGUGCUCAGUAGAUUACUCAAGACAGUUCUCAAUGACCAGGUCGCGAGCGUCAUACCAGAAAAGCAAAGCCAGCCUCAAAAAGCCAAUGAUCGACUAGUGCUUGAUGAAUCUUGGCUCAAAGCUACGGCUACUCAAAUGAAACUCGCGCUUGCUAAUAUUAUAAAGAUUAGACGCCAUGAACGUUCCGAGGUGCAAGUCGCACUUCUUAACCUUUGUCUGGUUGUCAUCGAGGACUGCCAAACUACAUUGGCGGAAUCGGUGCCCAUGAUGGUUGAAACAGUUGUCGCACUGUCUGACUUUGAAGAUGACCAGGUUCCAAAUAAUGCAUUUACAACGCUGAAGCAUCUUGCCACUACUUACUUGGUGGUGCUGGAUUCUCUAAAAGACUCUCUUCAUACUUGGACUACAUCGUUCCCGAGGGCAAUGCAAGGCAAUGACGAAACCGCCAAACAAUGGGGCAUUAAGCAGAUAUCUACCGUAUUCCAAGUUCUGUCCCAAGUUCAGUCUGGGUCUGAUAUUCUUACGACAAGCUUGGCAUCCGGGUUGUGUGAUAGUGUCGCUACUGCAGUCAGCCGUUCAGACAAUGCUCCCCAACCUUUAAGCUCCGACUUGUCCAAUGAUCUAAGUCUGGAAGUACUGGGCCAGGGUGUUGAAUUAACAUCAUUCCCGCCAGUAUUGCUCGGACAUCGGAGUCAGCAUCAAACACUUCAAGAUCUCCAGUCCAUGAUAAUCAGGCUUAAUAUAUCUGAGUCCGGAAGUGAGAUCACACGCUCUGUUAUAAACCGAGUGCAUAAUACGUCUGGUGAUUCCAUAAUUGCGCCUUUCUGGUUGGUUUUGACCUUCCUCAAGAAUACUUCGCAACUCAUAUCUAGCUUUGAUGAUUUCAUAUCCUCUGACCAUGUCGAACUUUCAAUUUCAUCCCCCACUAGGGCGAGCAUGGUCGAAGAAUUAUAUUAUAUAUCGUUACCGGCACUAAGUGAACCAGUUUUUGACGGUUCCCGAGAUUGGCGUGUUCUAGCACUUGCUUUGGAAGCGGUUGCACUGCAAGCACAGCAGCUUGGCGAAGCAUUUCGACCGGAGCUCAUGGAUGCUUUAUACCCUGUUCUCCAACUUCUAGCAUCCAACAAUCCGGGUCUUCAGAAGCAUGCCAUGACCUGUCUCAACAUACUUACAUCAGCUUGCAAUUAUCCAGAUACUAGCACGCUGAUUGUUGACAAUGUCGACUACCUUGUCAACUCAGUGGCUUUGAAGCUUAACACCUUUGAUGUCUCGCCCUAUCCCCCUCAGGUCCUAUUUAUGAUGGUUAAGUUGUGCGGUGCCAGGUUGAUUCCGUAUUUGGAUGAUUUGGUGGGCUCUAUAUUUGGAAUCCUAGAUCUAUAUCACGGAUACCCGAAGCUUGUUGAGGUGAUCUUCAAGACUCUGGCCGCGAUAGUCGAGGAAGGGACAAAGAAACCGGCAUCGCUGGCAAUCACGGAUGGUCAAGAGAAAAACCUUGUUGAUCAUCGCAAAAGACAAUACAAGAGCUUGCGUAUUCCCACACUCGCAGAGGACUUUGCAUCCCGGAAAGCCAAACGUGCCAAGUAUGCCCAGGAGGCAGAAGAUAUGGAUGAAAGACUUGCACAUCCCAAACAGCCAUGGGUUACGGAGUCUCAGAAAGACAACGUUCCUGAUAUUGAGGAUCUGGCCGGUGAAGGACAAUCAGAAGAGCCAUUGCCACCACCACGUGAACCCGAAGAUGGCGAAAAGCCCCUGAGUAAAUCGCACUCACUUCUAUUACAUAUUGUCAACUCUAUCCCAUCGCACCUGACCUCACCUUCUCCACACCUCCGUCGCUCCCUGCUCUCUAUCCUGAUUCAAGUCCUUCCCGUUCUUGCACAAAAUGAAAACAGCUUUCUUCCACUUAUCAACGAUCUCUGGCCGUCUAUCAUAUCCAGAAUAGUUUUUCCAUCUUCGUUUGGAUCUGAGUCAUCUUCGAAAGCUCUCAUGACAAGUGAUGCAUCUACCACCUCUGACGACCGACCUACAACCGGUGGUGGUGAGUUCGAAUUAAAAGAAGAAAUAUACGUUAUUACGUCCGCCUGCAAGACCGUGGAGAUAAUGUGCCAACAUGCUGGAGACUUCAUGGCAUCCCGCAUCGAAAGCGAGUUUCCUCGCUGGGAACGUCUCUACCGCCGCUCUUGGGAGAAAGUACGUCAAGACGCAGAAAAGGCGAUCGAGAGACGAGCUCAACAGCAACGGAAAACCAAUUCCACUAGCGAUAAUAAUCUCGAGUCGUCUCGAAACGGGUUCGACAUGUUACUUUCCCUUGGUCUGUCGCAGACCAUGUCGUUGACAACAGCUGGGGCUGCCUCGGGUGCUCGCGCAUUCACCCCCCACCACAGUCUUUGGCGGGCCUUGGGCUCGUUGUUCAUUACCCUCCUCACGCACGUUCGUCUCCCCUUGUCUGUAGGAGACCAGAUUUGCGAAUUCCUCGGUGCGUGGAUUGCACGCUUUGCCGGGCCAGGUUACUAUCUCGUGUCUCAUCUACAAGCUACUCGCAGAGAAGCAGGAACAGAGGAACCUCCUAGAGAUCUCGAAAACCAACAAGCAGAUAUCCGGCCUGUUGAAGAGGCCAUCCGAGCUAUGGAGGCUUGGAACGCCGAUCUGACCUGGUUCAUUUUCCAGCAACAGAAGACACAGGUAUUUGGUAUCAUGAGCAAAGACAAAGUAGGGCAUGCAUCUGGAAUGAGGGUCCCACACCAAGACUCGAAACGCUGGAGCUUCCUUGGAGGUCGGUUAAUGUUUGCAGAAAUGGCAUUUUAGAUGGCCCCUUCAAGGGCGUAUAUAAAUUGGCGUACAUAGCCGAAUAUAAUGAUUGAUGUUUUUGAAUAGACAGUGAUACUGCUUUCUGGCGUGUCG
This is a messenger RNA of Aspergillus wentii DTO 134E9, 3797 nucleotides long. RefSeq lists its product as uncharacterized. Gene Ontology annotation, cellular component: cytoplasm. The coding region runs from base 165 to 3701 and encodes 1178 amino acids. Lineage: Eukaryota; Fungi; Ascomycota; Eurotiomycetes; Eurotiales; Aspergillaceae. The record is from RefSeq and is a predicted model, not a curated record. The transcript has 2 exons. Gene Ontology annotation, biological process: chromatin remodeling.